Cervus elaphus (red deer) is the source of this 1736-nucleotide messenger RNA. RefSeq names its product mitochondrial transcription termination factor 4 (gene MTERF4). Gene Ontology annotation, molecular function: double-stranded DNA binding. NCBI's taxonomy places the organism in Eukaryota, Metazoa, Chordata, Mammalia, Artiodactyla, Cervidae. The coding region runs from base 295 to 1197 and encodes 300 amino acids. The record is from RefSeq and is a predicted model, not a curated record. Gene Ontology annotation, cellular component: mitochondrion. Gene Ontology annotation, biological process: mitochondrial ribosome assembly; regulation of DNA-templated transcription. The transcript has 4 exons.
CGCGGCUGGACCACAGACGGGGCGACAGGGGAGGCGGGCGCUCCGAGCGGGCGGGCUUGGCUGAGGGCGAGGGCUCGGCGGCCGAGGGCGCUGGGGAGGCUUUGGGACGCGUCUUGAGGGGCGUUGAGGACCUGGGGAUUGGGCCUUGUUGGUGGCGCGCGGGCCUGUUCCCUGAAGAGUUCUGAGGUCUUUGAUUGGCAUCGCCUGACCCCCCUUACCUGGGCCCUCCUCACUAGGCCGACUCGUCAGCCUGGAGAACAGAAAAGGACGACUGCUUUUUUGUUGCGUAAACUAAUGACAGUCUCCAAUGGAGGGGGCCUUGAAGAGUCAUCCUUUGUUGAACCCCCAAAAUGUGCGCAGAAAGCGGAGCACAGAACAGGGCUGACUCAGUGCCUCCUUGAGAAGCAGAGAACUCCUGUGUCGCAAGAGAACGUUGUCAGUUCCCUCCUCGACAUGGGUUUCAGUGAUGUCCAUGUUAAUGAACUGCUCAGCAUACAGCCAGGUACCCACCCUCAACAGAUGCUGGACAUCAUUUCAGAAUUAGUACUUUUGGGUCUGAAUCCAGAGCCUGUGUGUGUGGCCUUGAAGAAAAGUCCUCAGUUAUUGAAACUGCCUGUGAUGCAAAUGAAGAAGCGCUCCAGUUACCUGCGAAAGCUGGGCCUUGGAGAAGGGAAAUUAAAGAGGGUGCUUUACUGUUGCCCUGAAAUUUUCACCAUGCGUCAGCGGGACAUUGAAGUCAUUGUUGGGGUCCUUAAGGAGAAGUGCCUUUUCACUAUAAAGCAAGUCACCGAGAUUUUGCACAGGUGCCCGUAUGUUCUUCGGGAGGACCCUGGUGAGCUGGAAUACAAAUUUCAGUAUGCCUAUUUCAGGAUGGGGAUUAAACACGUGGACAUUGUGAAGACGGACUUCCUGCAGUACUCCAUGACCAAGACCAAGCAGAGGCACGUGUUCUUGGAGCGACUGGGCCGGUACCAGACCCCUGACAAGAAUGGGCAGACACAGGUCCCCAACCCUUUACUUAAGGACAUCCUCAGAGUUUCAGAAGCUGAGUUUCUGGCCAGAACAGCGGUGUCUUCUGCUGAGGAGUUUGAGGUUUUUAAGAAACUCUUGGCCCGGGAGGAAGAGGAGUCUGAGGGCUGCAUGGCUGACGAGGAGGAGGAGGAGGAGGAGGACAGGGAGGAAGAGCAGGAGCUGUGAUGGACGGACUGGAGUGAACGGAGCCCAGAGAGAUGAAAGGUUAUUUUAAUUUCCUCAAAGCUUUUGGGAACUUCACUUCAUUCUUCUCAGGGUAUUUUUUAUUCUUAAACUGGUCUUUUGAUGAAAAAUGUUUAGAAAUCACCUGAGAGGUAGACAGGCCAAACUAAGCAGCAGAUGCUUUGGCUUGAUCAGUCAGGUUCGGUGUGGAGGGCCCUGCUCCAUCCUGAAUCACAGACUGGGACCUCCUGAAGUCAGGGGGCUCAGUGCAUCAGAGUCUGGUUUUACUGUUUCUUGGUCAUCUGUGUUGGUGAUGAUUCUGUGACAGAGUGGGGAUGUUUCUUCUGGUUCUAGAGUCAUUUUACAUCCUUCUAGUGACAAAGAGUUAGGAGAAGACAGUGAAGCUUUAGUACAUCACAACAGUUUAUUUUAAUGACAACAAGUAGCAGAUUUUCCACAAAAAUACUCAUGUUUUUAAAUAAAAAAUAUUGAUUUGUAAUUGUGUUCAGUGUACAGCAGAGUAAAAGAAAGUUGACUGGUGA